AUCGAUUCUGAUCGACUGUCAAUAAACAUUCUUUGCGGUUUGUGAUUUUUAUUUUCCCGUUUUUAGGUCAUGUAUUUGUGCAAUGACGCCACUGUUUCUACCGUUUGUCAGAAUGAGAAAAAACAGUUAAAUGCGCAUAUUUGUGAUAGCCUGCUAGCAUGUUAACCAUAACAUACAGCUUCAACAGAAAUUAAACAGGACACACACAGUGAGCCUUCAUCAUCAUCAUCAGGACACAGCUGUGUUAGCAUCAGAAGCUAGCAGAUGAUGAAGAGCAAGACAGAUGAGGAGGAUUACUGGAACAGCUCUAAGUUUAAAGCUUUUGCCUUUGAUGAUGAAGAUGACGAGUUCAGCCAGUUGAAGCAGUCAAAGCAGGCAGUUAACAGCAUCCGGCGGCUGGUGGAGGAAGAUGAUGAUGAGGAUGAUGUGGAGAAAGUAAGCUGGAGCGGAGAGCCAGUGGGCAGCAUCUCUUGGUCAGUCAAAGAGACAGCAGCGUCCAAUCAGAGGUCAGACAAAGAGCCCGCCUUCCCCAGAAUCCCUACAGACACCCCGUCCAUCAGCAAAAGCCAAUCAGGACUCUCUCUGAGCUCUCUGUUCAAAGGAAAAAGUAAAGGAGGAAACUUCCAGAGCUUCACUGACACUCUCAGCGACUCGUCCAUGAGGCUCUACGCUCCUGAGCUCCGAAAACCAAAAUCUGAGUACAAGGAUUACGUCAGUGAUUGGUCGCAUGAAGAAACGGUUCAGCGACUGCAGCAGGGAAAGACGGUGUCUCUGGAGAAGUUCCGGUCUCUGCAGGACAAGCUGCUGCUGCUGGACUUCGCCGUCUCCGCUAACGAUGGAAACGUCAUCACGGCUGUUCUCAUCUUUUUAAAGAGGACUCUAAAUAAAGAGGUUUUAUUUCGGGAGCUGGAGUCCAGACAGACGGCACUGAGACAUUUCAUCCACUACCUGACUGAGACUGGAGACCAGAGUCUGUUACUGGAGCUGCUCAGAGCUCUCGGCAGACUGGAGGACGUAGCACUGCUUCAGUACAAACAACAUCUGAGCAUCACAGAUGACAACAAGAGGCGGGACUUCCUGAAGAGCUGUCUCAGCCUUCCGUUCUCCGCCGAGGACUCGGCUCACGUUCAGGACCACUACACCCUGCUGGAGCGGCAGAUCAUCGUCGAGGCAGCGGAUCGGCAGGCGGAGCGUGGAGGAAAGGUGGAAAUCUUCCAGAAGUUUCCCAGAAGAGCUUCCAUCCUCAACAUGCCGCUGGUCACCACGCUGUACUACUGCUGCUUGUACCACUACACCGAGCCCGAGGGAACCUACAGCAGUCCGUUAAACAUCCGUCAGACCUUUAAGAUCUCAGAGAAGCAGUUUUUUGUGACGGCGCUGGCGGCGAGGGCGAAGUUGAAGGCCUGGUUAGACGUGGACGCUCUGUUCACCAGCAGGAACUGGUUCGGCUUCACCAAGAAGAAAUCUCCUCUGAGCUUUCAGCGAGUAGUCGACAUCCUGCACAAAAACUCCGCCCCCACACAGGUGCUGCAGGAGUACGUCGGACUUGUUGACGAUGCAGAACUGAGGAUCAGUUUGGCUCAGAAACAUAAAUGUCACGACAUCGUCAUCAACACGUACCGGGACAUGAAGGACCGACAGCUGUUGCUAGGAUACCUGGGGAAGGUGGAGAGAGGCUCAGCGGAGGAGAGGAAGAUUAAUGAGCAGCUCAACAACCCGCAAAUCCGCUGGAAAAAUUGAUGACAUCAUGC
Molecule: messenger RNA, 1751 nt
Organism: Melanotaenia boesemani (Boeseman's rainbowfish)
Lineage: Eukaryota; Metazoa; Chordata; Actinopteri; Atheriniformes; Melanotaeniidae
Gene: vipas39
Product: VPS33B interacting protein, apical-basolateral polarity regulator, spe-39 homolog
Exons: 19
Coding region: 265-1740 (491 amino acids)
Biological process (GO): intracellular protein transport; vacuolar transport
Cellular component (GO): cytoplasm
Source: RefSeq, a predicted model, not a curated record